Oncorhynchus nerka (sockeye salmon) is the source of this 3102-nucleotide messenger RNA. Its product is annotated as adenine phosphoribosyltransferase-like. The record is from RefSeq and is a predicted model, not a curated record. Gene Ontology annotation, biological process: AMP salvage; adenine salvage. The coding region runs from base 1460 to 1726 and encodes 88 amino acids. Gene Ontology annotation, molecular function: AMP binding; adenine phosphoribosyltransferase activity; adenine binding. The transcript is spliced from 4 exons. NCBI's taxonomy places the organism in Eukaryota, Metazoa, Chordata, Actinopteri, Salmoniformes, Salmonidae. Gene Ontology annotation, cellular component: cytoplasm.
GUCUUAAUAAUAAUAAUUUAUUAAACUUUGAGCGCUUUUUAUAAUAUAAAUCUCAAAGAGCUUCAUAAAUAAACAAGCAAUAUAUCAUGACAGGUCAACCAAUAGAGGCCAAGUCUUUGAAUGCUGCAUACUCUGCAGGUGGAGAGGGUCAGUUCAUGGUUUGAGAGGAUGGAACUGGUCAGAGGAUGGUAAAUGAUGGUGAUGGAGUUUGCUGUUGAUCUUGUACAGGGCAAGUCUGUGAACCAGCCUAAGUCAAAUAGCCACUGGAAUUCUCCUCUUCCACUCUGUGAAGCACCUACUUGGGUGAUGCCUCGACAUUCCUGUCACUAUUAUGAGAGGAAUUAUUCUAAUUAAUAAUAAUUCAAUUAUGGCUAAACCCAGCCUAUUUCUACAAUGUAUCUUUUGAACAUUUUAUUUUAAACCUUAGCCACACUGCUAACCGUAUGUCUAACCUUAAAUUACGACCCAAAAGCACAUUUUUGUUGUCAGAUCUUUACGAUAUUGGCAGCCAAUUCCGACUUUGUGGCUGUCGACUCUAGUGGAAAUCCAAUCGAUGUGUCGAAGUCAACGAACAUCACUGAUUUGGGGUUUCCACUAGAUAGUCCCUUGACUUUGUAGAUGUGCUAUGUCGUAAAAAAUCAUGAAAUUAGCUUUUUGGUCUUAAUUUAAGGUUAAGCAUGCGGUUGGCAGUGUAGUUAGGGUUAGGUUUAACAUUUGAUUUGUGGCUGUGGUAAUCUGACUUUUUGCCUCAAGAUCCACACCACACAAGAGUCGACAGGCAGCUAACGCACAGUUAGCCUUGGCAGUGCACACGAGAGAAGCAAAAUAAGAAUUUGUCACAACAUUUUCCUGAUUUCCCAAGCAAAUGAAUACUUUUCAGAGACAUCUGUCCAAUUCUCAAAAACCCGGGUGCACUGACGGCAGUCAUCGAUCUUUUUGAAGAACGUGAGGCAGACGCAUCCCCAAGUAGCACUGAUUGAUGGCGAGUCCCCAUGGCUGUGUUUUUACGACAGGCAGCCCAAUUUGGUCAUUUGACCAAUCAGAUCUGAGAAAGAUCUGAUGUGAAAUAAUCAAAUGACCAAUUGGUGGGAAAAAAAUAUCAGAAUUGGGCUGCCUGUAUAUAAGGAGCCCAUGUCACCCAGUCAUAUGCAGCUCCUGUGGAACGUUGACAUGAGAGGCAAUGGGACUAGAGCAUGUGUCACUGAGGACACCAUGCAGCUCCCCAAUUGAUUCGCUGUCUGGGAAUUAGGCAAUUCUGAGCUCUUUGAUGGUUACAACUGCAGCUGUCAUAUAACCACAUAUUUCAUAUUUACAUAUACACAUAUUUCCUUCAACACCAUGGAUUGUCACUGUGUUCUAACAGUGUGAUCUAUGUCCUGUAUGUCUGGCUGCUCAGGGGUUUCUCUUCAGAUCCCUUCUAGCCCAGAGGUUAGGAGUGGGAUUUGUACUGGUCCGGAAGAUGGGAAAGCUCCCAGGGCCUACACUGUCUGUGGCACACAAUCUGGAGUAUGGAGAGGCUGAGGUUAAGAUCCAGGAGGAUGCAGUGGCUCCAGAACAGAAAGUGCUUCUCAUCGAUGAUUUACUAGCCACUGGAGGAAACCUGUAUGCUACCUGUGAGCUCAUGAAGAAACAGAAUGCAGAGGUAAUGGGCUGCAUGGUGGUCAUUGAGCUAAAUGGGGUUGAAAAGCUGAAGCCAAAUGCCCUCUUCUCCCUGGUGCAGUAUUGAGGUCAAAACAAUUCCAAAUAAUCCACUCAACUGUAAUGGAGACCAUUUUUACAUAGGAAUGCUUUGGAAAGUUUACCUAUGCACUAUAAAGCAAAUGGCAUUCAUUUUCUAAGUAUACAUAGUAUGGCUGUGACGGUCAUGGAAUUUUGGAAGACUAUUUGGCCAGCCAAAUGACCACGCUCAGUGUAGUAAUUUGAAUAGCAGCAAAUACCAAAACAAAAAAAGCAUUUUUACACAGUAUUUUCUCCUCUCCUCCGCUCGACUGCAUGUGCUGCCAUAUAAAUAGAAUGGGCGGCCAUAUUCAAGUCAAUGAUGGCAUAAUGCGUGAACUGGCGAAGCAGGAAGUGUACCAUAGAAAAAGAGGCAAAUUCAAGAGGAUUUACUCUUGCCAAAAACCAGUCCACAUGAGAUGAGCCCUUUUUUGUAUGGAACUCUAUCAAAGAAGCCUCACGUAAUUCAACAAAGCCACUUCUUACAUUGGUUCAAAAUACUGCCCCUACAAUGUGUAGAUGAGUUAUAAAAAAAAAUAUCCAAAAGGAAGUGCCAGCAGCACACCACCCAGCGUCCCACUGCUGGCUUGCCGCGGAAGCUAUGCAGGGUUGGAUGACCAGAUGCUGCUGGAAGUGUUGUUGGAAUGCCAGUGGAAGGCAUUCUUUCCUCUGGUCUUUAAAAAAAUCCCAAUGUCCCAGGGCAGUGAUUGGGGACAUUGCCCGGUGUAGGGUGCAGUCUUUCACAUGGGAUGUUAAACAGGUGUCCUGACUCUCACUAAAGAGCCCAUGGCACUUAUCGUGAGAGUAGGGGUAUUAACCCCGGUGUCCUGGCUAAAUUCCAUUACCUAAUUAUCCCCAGCUUCCAAUUGGCUCCAUCUUUUCCUUGUAAUUAUUCCCUAGGUCAUAGCUGUAAAUUGUGUUCGUAGCCAAUUUACCUAAAAUAAGGGUUAAAUAAAAUGUGGCAUAACUGAGAACUUAGUUUUGCACACGUAUCUGGCUUCAAUCAUUGAGGACAUGCAUUUCCAUUGUUAGUAGUCACAGCUAGCUUGUCAAUAUAAUAGAUCACCUUAAGUGUACCCAAUGUGCGUUUUUUUUUAUGGUUACAUUAGUCUUCCUCCAUAACCGUCAGUUGUGUGCUAGCCCUAAGUAUCAAUGACUAAAGGUGCCUUUUGGUAUUUAAUUACUGUACUGGUGCAAUUGUACGAGGCAGUCAUUUUGUCAAUAUACUUGGUUCAUUGUGCACUACAUAGAACAAGAACCUGCUUGAUGGAAAUCCAUUGUGCAAGCAAAAACAAAAGGCAGUUUGUCAAGGGUAAAAAUAUUUUUACUCCAAUGCUAGUGUGUAUGUAAUACAGCUUUAAAAAAUAAUAAAAAUGAUUAAACACA